Molecule: messenger RNA, 1593 nt
Organism: Apiotrichum porosum
Lineage: Eukaryota; Fungi; Basidiomycota; Tremellomycetes; Trichosporonales; Trichosporonaceae
Exons: 4
Coding region: 1-1593 (530 amino acids)
Biological process (GO): transmembrane transport
Cellular component (GO): membrane
Molecular function (GO): transmembrane transporter activity
Source: RefSeq, a predicted model, not a curated record
AUGACCGUUGAAACUGUGGCACCUACCGACACCAAACAUCUGCGACCAGGGUCGCCGUCCCUCUCCUCGUCCAAGGAGGCCGGCAAUGUGACUAUUGUGGCCCACGAGGAGGACCUUGAUGGCGAUGCGGGGCUCCAUGAGCUUGGCUACAAAGCCGAGCUGCAUCGCACCCGAGGCUUCAUGGACGUUUUUGCCAUGUCGAUCACCUGUUUGGCUGUCCCAUAUGGUUACGGAACAACGCUGGCUACUGGAAUCUAUGGCGGUGGCCCGAUGACCAUGGUCUGGGGCUCCCUCAUUGUUACCAUCCUGCAGUGGACGAUCGCGUUUUCGCUUGGCGAACUUGCCUCUCGUUGGCCAACCUCUGCGGGCGCGUACUACUGGACCUUUCAGCUCGCACCAAAGCGUUUCCGCACUGUCCUUUCGUACAUCAACGGCUGGCUCCUCCUCACGGCCGUCCUCCUCACCACCACGUCUGUCGCCUUUGGCAUCUCACAGCACAUUGUCGCCACCGUCAACAUUGUUCACCCUGACUGGAGCCCUGCUCAAUGGGUCUACAUUCUUAUUGCAUACGCGCUCCUCGCCCUUGCCGCUAUUCCCCUUUUGAUGAACCCUCGCUAUCUGACGUUUAUGGAGAAGACCAACGUUAUUGUCACUUGGGUCUACAAGUUUGCCCACAUCAUUGUUCUGUCAGCUCGCGCCAAGGCUGGACGUAGGAGUGCAAAGUACGCGUUUACCCACUAUGAGCCUCAGCUCAGUGGUUGGGGUGAUGUUUGGACCUUCUUCAUCGGUUUCCUGCCCGGCGCAUACGCCAACUGCGCACCGGGUUUCGUGCUCGCCAUGACCGAAGAGGUCCACAAGCCCGAGACCAACGUUCCGCGUGCUAUGGCUUACAGCAUGAUGCCUGCGUCGUUUGUCCUCGCGUGGGCAUUCAUCCUUCCCUUGACUUUUACCAUGCCCUCGUCCGAGGUCCUCCUCGAGGCUCCCAACGGCAUCGUUCUUCCAUACGCCUACAAGCUCAUCGUCGGCAACGACGCCGGGGCCAUUCUCCUCAUGCUCGGCAUCCUCUACAUUGGCUUCAACUGCCUCGUCGGCAUCAACACCACCGCCUCGCGCCAACUGUGGUCGUUCUCGCGUGACCACGCCGUCCCCGGAUCGGCCAUCUGGUCGCGCGUCACCCCCAGUGGCAACGUGCCCUACGCCAUCGCCCUGUGUCUCGUUGUCCAGUGCCUGCUUUGCCUCAUCGACCUGGGAAGCACCACCGCCUUCAACUCGUUCGUCAGCACGGCUGUCAACGCCUUCAUGGCUGCCUACGCGCUUCCCAUCCUCCUCAGCCUCCUCGAGGGCCGCAAGAGCAUCUCGUCUGCACCUUUCACGAGGCGCAUCGUGGGUCUCGUCUGCAACUGGGUGGUUAUGAUCUGGGCCCCGCUCGGCCUUGUCAUCUUCAGCAUGCCCGCCGUCAUCCCCGUCACCGCUCAGACUAUGAACUACUCGAGCGUUGUUCUCGGAGGCUUUAUCACCAUCGCCAGUGUCUGGUACUUGGUGUAUGCCCGUCGGGUGUACAAGGGCCCCCCUGCCAGCGCAGAGCUUCAUUGA